This is a messenger RNA of Aureobasidium namibiae CBS 147.97, 651 nucleotides long. RefSeq lists its product as uncharacterized. The transcript has a single exon. The record is from RefSeq and is a predicted model, not a curated record. The coding region runs from base 1 to 651 and encodes 216 amino acids. Lineage: Eukaryota; Fungi; Ascomycota; Dothideomycetes; Dothideales; Saccotheciaceae.
AUGCUGACGACCUCUCCAGACACAGGGGCCCAAGAGAAGCUUGGUCUACGAUACAACUUUACACCAGAGUUGGAAAAGAGGAGACACGAUGAGUCCUGGUGCUUGAACAUCAUGGCGUCGUACUUAUGGGACUGGGGUGAUAUGUGGCUUCUUGGUGACAGAGCACUUGACGAAAUUAUAGCGAGUAGAAAGCGCAAAAGAGAUGCUGCAGCAGAAGACGAUGUGCGAGCUUCGAAGGUGGCAGCACUACCCGAUACAGAUGCCAGCAUUAGUUCACAUGGUACACAUCACGCGCCUCAUCCACCGCCUUUGGUGAACUCUGGAAUCGAUCUGCCAGCGACAAACACUAUUGACUCUACCUGCCCACCAGCUCAGCGUCCAACCUCCCAACACAUCCAACCCAACAUCACACAACAAUCCUUUACAAGUCAGGACUCGGUCUAUCUAGGUGACUUCAGGAGCAACUUCGACUUUGCCUUUGCAAGAUGGAUCGAUGAGGGGAAUAUUACAGAAGCUGCCAUUGCUCGAUUGUUCAAGGAUCCUGCACUAGCACCGCUCACUCAGAGUCUGAGUUGGAAGUCUGAGAGGCAAUUGGAGGAGAAGGUUGACCGUCUUGAUUUUGCUAGAGUUGAAUACGACAGGGUUCGAUGA